CAAAAAUUCGUGCAAUUAAAGCACUAAAAUGUCGACAACUGAGGAUAUUACUCAUCCUAUGAGUGAAAAGAGUCCCGAGAUGGAGAAAAAUGAUCAAGAAGAGACUGAUACCAAAGAUGUUUCACUGGAUGACAUAGAAGGCAGCAAUCGCUCCGAAGGAAAAACGGAAAGUAUUGUUACAGUGCUAUGUAAUCCAAACAAAACUAAUGCCGCCAAAAAAGCCGACGCUGCAGCUAUGAAAGCGGACAUGAACACGGAGGAGAUGAUGAAUGUCGAUGGAUCUUCAUCUCAUUCGACCGCCAAUGAAGGAAUGAAUCCAUCAACAGAGCGCGCUUUGGCCAGCAAAAAGCCGCCAGCUCCUAAGAUGGACUGGAAGAAGAAUCUCCGUAUUCUCAUCUCCAAUAUGUAUAUGAAUUCGAAAGACCGUCUGCCCGGAGCCUGUAUGCCCAAAUGUCUGCGAAAUACGAGAGAAUGCGAGGAUAAACACCGCACUGCAAUGCUGCCAGAUGUGCCAAACUUUAUGCUGGUGGAAGAUCUGAAGAGAACUCUGCGUGGCCACCACUAUGACACCUUCCUGGACAUGGUGGAGAUGAUGGCGAUGCAAUGCGUGUACCCUGGAGAUGGUAUCUUUGACAGGCUCAUUGACCUGGUCAUGAUUCUGAUUGCCAAAGAAAUAACUGUCAAAGAGCUGGCGGACAUCUAUAGAAAGGCGAUAAGCACCUUCUUUCUCCUGGUCGAUGCCUUCCCGCCCUGCUGGACGUGCUUGCGCCCAUAUUACUUGAAUUUCCUGCGCGUCCCGAAUCCGACCAAUCGUAGCGCCCGUACCGACAAUGGGACGCAAAAGCUGAAGUUCUAUCUGGAUCUUUUGGAGGAGAUCUUGCCGCAAUGCAGCGAUAUGGAGAUCCGCACGAUGACAAAGCCCUUUGAGGAGCACGUAUUCAAUUUCACGGAUGAGGAAGAACUAGAAAUGUCACAAGAGACGGCAUUCCUGCAACAUGUGCAGGACUACGACUGGAUAAGUGGCAAACUCUGUCUAGAUGACUUCAAGAAUCUGUCGCCUGGGGCACGCCUCUCGCGAGUCUGCGAUGUGCUGAACAUGCUCUGCAGGAUCCUGGAAAUGGAGUUCUUGUCCUGGCUGGACCACAACCGUCUGCGCCAGUCCGAGUCAGAGAUGUUCAAUGAAGAAACAAAGCCGUUUGCCAUCCAUGUCUUUGGAAUGUCGGCAACAAUGCGGCUCACGGAUAUUGUGCGCCAACUAAUGCGCUUGUACGGCUUGGCGGCGGAAAAGUCCAUGUACCCCGACCGUCUAGAAAUGCUGCAGCGCCUUAUCACACUCGUUGUGGAAGUCAGCAACACGGCUGAGCUGAAAUACGUGGACAACAAUGUGACCUACCCGAACCUGGGUUCGCAGACCCGCCUGCUGAUUGCCCAGUUCUUCAAGAUAUUCAAGUCACAAAAUCCCAAGCACAUCAGCACCUACAUCAAAAGCAUUUCGCAGCUGGACCAGCCGUAUCUUCGCUUCGAGUUUACCGAUCACUUUCUGCAGCUGUUUUACUUCCCCAGAAAUGUGGCGUUCGGGCCGAAGAAGGUGUGCGAUGAGUUCAAUGAGAGGCAAUGGUUGAAAUACAAGCCAAAGAGUGAGAUCGAGGAAGACGACGAUGAGCAACUGUCGCGGGAGGAUUAUCUGAAUAUACUCCUGAACGCGCUAAAGGACUAUGACAAAUGGAUGAAUCUGAAGGGCUUUUGGAAGUUUAUGCAGAACAAGGAGCAGGUGCAGCAAUUGCAGACCUGGACCAGCAGCCCACUGGCAACUCCUGUGGGCAUCAUAACGGGCGAAACGUUCAAGGCCUUCGAGCUGAGUGAAAUGGAAAAGGAAGUGCCCAGCUGGAAGAAGCGCCUCAACACCAAGGUGAUUCUGGGCAGGCCCAUGGUGAAUUUGCCAGUGGCCAAAAUCAAUUUGGUCGAGUCAUGCGGUCGCUAUAGCAGCGAUGUGCGUUACAUACGCUAUCUGCGCCGUGUGCUCGUAAAGGAAGUCCAGUCGGAAAUCGAUGUAACCGAUUGGUUGGAAUAUCUAAAUGGAUUCCUGUGCGACGACGAACCACCAUCAGAGCCGGCAUCGCCCCGUUCCUCCCCAGCGUCGGACCCAGAAGAAGCCUAGUGGCGCUUCGGUUCAAGUAUUUCUUAAAUCUUUAUCUCACCAAAUGUUAAAAUAUGAAAUUAGUUAUUUUAUGUUUACUGAAACGACGCGCUGAGCGAUUGUUCGUUGUGAAGAAUGUAAGAAUAAUGCAUUUAAUUCAUUUUCCAUUCAUUUCAUAAUUUUCAUUUUCUGUAUUUCUCCACUGCAAAUAUAUAUUUAUGCUGUAACUAAAUACACAUUUACGCACACAUUUACAUAUAAAUACAGCUACUACGCAUGUACAUAC
This is a messenger RNA of Drosophila persimilis, 2423 nucleotides long. RefSeq lists its product as uncharacterized. Bases 29 to 2158 code for a protein of 709 amino acids. The transcript is spliced from 3 exons. NCBI's taxonomy places the organism in Eukaryota, Metazoa, Arthropoda, Insecta, Diptera, Drosophilidae. The record is from RefSeq and is a predicted model, not a curated record.